AUGACACUGGCGUGCCAGUCUGCGCUGCGCUGGACCCUCGCCCACGCUGCACUGCUGCAGCUCUGCAGUUUGGAGAGGAUUCUGCACGGUGACCGCGCCGAGACAUGCAGCCGAGCGAAGCUCACCCAGCCCAACGCAAUGAGCUUGUCGCAGCCAGCCUCGACCGGCCGGUCCAUCAGCACGCUCAGCACAGCACAGCACGCUCGGCACCAGCAACACCACGCCCAUCCCCAGCAGCUAGGCCUCGGGUGCGCUCCCGCCAGUCUCAGCCGCUGGCAACUCCAAACAUCGCGCAAACAGGCCAGUGCGCUGCACGCCCGCUCCGUGUUCGAACUCAUGUUCUCCGCCUCUCCAGACGGGGACGGCUAA
Messenger RNA from Boeremia exigua, 369 nucleotides. RefSeq lists its product as uncharacterized. NCBI's taxonomy places the organism in Eukaryota, Fungi, Ascomycota, Dothideomycetes, Pleosporales, Didymellaceae. Bases 1 to 369 code for a protein of 122 amino acids. The transcript has a single exon. The record is from RefSeq and is a predicted model, not a curated record.